Arabidopsis thaliana (thale cress) is the source of this 609-nucleotide messenger RNA. RefSeq names its product ROTUNDIFOLIA like 4 (gene RTFL4). The record is from RefSeq and is marked reviewed. Lineage: Eukaryota; Viridiplantae; Streptophyta; Magnoliopsida; Brassicales; Brassicaceae. The transcript has a single exon. Bases 1 to 435 code for a protein of 144 amino acids. Gene Ontology annotation, biological process: negative regulation of cell population proliferation. Gene Ontology annotation, cellular component: plasma membrane.
AUGGAUGUUGAAAAGCUAUGGAAUCAUACAAAGAAAGAUUCCAUCUUUCAAACUACUCAUUUCUCUUCUUCUUCAAAACCUUUUUUCACAAGAAGCUUCUCAACAAAAACUUCAUCUUCUCCAUCAUCCAAAUCCCAUUUCACUAGAAGCUUCUCAACAAAACCUUCGUCGUCUUCUAGUUCUUCAGAUCUCAUUUUCAGACGGAGUUUCUCCGCAAAGCCUAAAACAUCGAAGUCUUUGCUUUUGUCUAGAAGCUGUUCCACGAAAUCCUCAGCUGAUUUAUCUUCCAAGUCUUCUUCUCUAUCUAGAAUCUUGUCAAAGAAAGGAGCUUCCGUGACGGGAAAAUGCUUCAAAGUAGCGAAGGAGCAUAAGUCCCGCUUCUACAUAAUCAAACGCUGUGUUUUGAUGCUCGUUUGCUGGCACAAACAUUCUUGAGAUUCAUUGCAUUGGAUCCAAAUAUAGAAGAGAAUCUUUGUGGAAGCAAAAAGAAUUAUUAAAUUUAUAACUAUGAAAAGAGUAUUCCAUUUGCAUUUGGUUAUAUUCUUUCGUUAACCCGUCUUUUUCUUCUAUCAAUGACCGUAUUUGGUAUAAACAACCAUCUCUAUUGCG